CAACUUUCACCCCGGGAAAAGUGAAAUAAACGUGGGAAGUAUGAUCACGAGUAGCGUCAUGCUGUUAUGUUCGGCACCACAGUUGAAGAAUGUACAAUCGUGCAUAUAAUUUCGGCACGAUCGUAUGACACUGCUUCACAAUUUGUACUUGCUUGACUGUCAGUAUGGACCUGGGCAAAGCCAAGUUGCUGAGGACAGGCCUGAACACGCUGCACCAAGCCAUCCACCCCAUUCAUGGGAUCGCAUGGACGGACGGGAAGCAGGUCUGCCUCACCUCCCUUUACUACGCCAACGGUGAGGUGAAAUUCGGUGACACCAAUGUCAUUGGUCAGUUCGAGCAUGUGUUUGGUCUCUACUGGGGCCCACUGUGCUGUUCUGGGUCAGCGGCCCUGUUGGCUGUCCAGCACAAGAAACAUGUCACCGUGUGGCAGCUGCAGCUCAGCUCUCUGGAACAGAACAAGCUGCUCUGCACCCAAACGUGUGAGAUGAGCGAACCCUUCCCCCUGCUUUCCCAGGGAUGUGUUUGGCACCCCAAGCUGGACAUCCUCUCUGUCCUCACCAAGAAAGAUGCAUCCGUGCUGUUCUGUGUCCGCUUGGACAACCGCAGGGUGAAGGCUGAUAUCAAAGGAAGUGGACUCAUCCACUGUGCCUGCUGGACCAAAGAUGGAGUCCGGCUGGUUGUGGCCAUCGGAAGCGCCCUUCACUCAUACAUCUACAACGAUGUUCAGAAGAGUCUUUUAGCAUGCAGCUUCUGCCCUAUCUUCGACGUGGGAGGUUACAUCUGCGCCAUGGAGUCAACAGGCGAGGCCCAGGUCGCUGUGGCCACAGAGUUACCUCUGGAUAGGAUCUGUGGGCUGAACGCAGGCAUAGCGUUUGACGUUCAGUGUGAUUCCGAUUCCUCUCUACCCGGACAUUCUUCUCCAAUGGCGAUGUUGGACGAGGAAGGCUGUAUAGAUGCCCGCCGGAGGUCCUUCGACUCAGAGAGAUCCUACCUUUCCUGUUCCUCCUCUGGCGGUCCCAUGGACCUUACCCACCUGCUGGCCAAGCACCGGAGCUCGGACCCGAGUCCACUAAUACACCUGCGCCGCAAAGACCACGUGACUGGCUCCGGACAGGAUUCGUCUCACCUUAUCCUUGUAACGUAUGAGCGGAAAGUUACCACAACGAGUAAGGUCAGCAUUCCUGGGAUCCUGGUGCCAGAUAUAGUGGCCUUUGAUUCCAGGGGCUCUACGGUGGCAGUGGCCUCCAACACGUGUAGCAUGGUAUUGGUCUACUGCAUCACGUCCUCCGCCAUGCCCAAUGUCCAGCAGAUCUCCUUACAGAAGAAUGAGAGGCCCAAAGGCGUCUGUUUCCUCAGUGACAAGACAUUGCUCCUCAUGAUCGGCAAACAGAAGUCUAACGAUCCCAUCUUCCUCCCCUCCUCCAACACCGACAAGUACAGCCUGCGCCUCACCCCCAAGGAGAUUGUCUACGAUGGAGAAACCCCAGCGUCUCCCUCCGCAAACCAGGAAUCCCCUGUCAAUUUUUACCCAGAGAUUAGGCGCCACUCGGAGCAUGUCUUUUCUAAGACGGAGCAGCAGGAACGUGUGGGGAUCAAGGAGCUGGUGCUUCCCGGAGGAGGUGUAAUCCAGUGCCAUUCUCCGGGGAGCAGCAGGAGGAGGCUGGUGGAAGAACUGAGGAGCCCGGAACCAAGCUCCGUUGACUUCCCCUACUCGGACCUCGGUCAUCCAUCCAGCCAAACCCAUUCCAGUGCUGAUUCCCUCACUAUCGAGAACUUUAACAUGGAGCACGCCAACCGGACAUCAAAUCUUUCUUCAGCUGGACAAGCUAGCAGGGAGUCCAGUCGAGCUUGCUCCCCAUACUAUAAUCCUAGGGAUAAGCCCCACUCGGAGCUCCCCACACUGCCCAAGACCACCCCACUGGCUCACCAAGAGAGGGAGAGGAACUUGGAGCAGCUGUCUCAGAACAUGGAGAGGCUCUUCUCUCGCUUCUAUGAGGUGCAACAGUGUCUGACAGAGAUCAGGGACUUCACUCACAAUGGGAAAAAGGGUCUGGUGACUAGUUACCCUAAUGCCAGUGAACCUCCAUAUGUUAACAUUACUUGUCAGAAGCAGCUGUCGGAGAAUGUGUUCAUAGAUGAGAGAAGGCCAGUGUUGCUUUGUGAUGGGAAGCUGUGUCUGAAGGUUCUUCAGGAGCUGUUUAACCUCAGCAUAGUGGAAAUGAUGUAUGGUCCUUUGUGGAUUGUCUUGGUGGCUGAUGCAGAGGGCUUUGUGCCCCUGACAUUCAAACCCAAAGAAGAGUUUACAGUGAGGAACGGCAAAAGGAAAUCUCCCAUCAAAACCCCUGGGAGUCCUGAAUCCAGCCCCUCAAGCCCUGUCAAAACUCCCUCAAGCCCUCUCAAAUCUAACCCUAACAGAGACAUGAACACAGCCUAACUCAAAAGACAGAAGCCCAAAAAGAAUCUUGCCCAAAACACAGUGGGUUCAUUUGAGAUUGCAGCUGAGUCAGAAAGUUGAGACUGAUCUACAAAUCGCCUGCAUUUUAAAUAACCACUCCAUAAUUUUUUUGAUCUGUCUGUCGCAAUUUAACCAGGAUUGCUUUUGUACAUGGCCAGAGGUGUGAGCAUAGGUGAAAUCACAGAGCAAGAGAUUAGCACACAUACAAGACAAAGGCAUAUCCAAUAAAACAUUCAUAAUGGUGGAUAUCUAAAAACUAAACAAACACAAGUCAACCCUGUCAUCAAGUUUUUAUUGGAAAAUAACGAGUGGAAUUUUGGUUUUAGGAAUGUUUUUGCACUUUUGAAAGAAGCAUGUUUUAAAUUAAAUGUUUACAUAUAGGGCAUAGUUGGGAGAUUGUGCUGUAUGGCCAUCUGGUUCAAAAUGAAGUUAUUUUCUUUUUUCUAAAUGAAGUGCUAUAGUGCAGUGUUUUGGCUGGCCUAGUUCGGGGUAGCUGCCACCACAUCUCAGAAAGAUUUUUGUUUGUGUUUUAAAUGAAUGUAUAUUAUUAAAACCCUCAAAUGUU
Esox lucius (northern pike) is the source of this 3021-nucleotide messenger RNA. It is a transcript of the gene wdcp, whose product is annotated as WD repeat and coiled coil containing. Bases 165 to 2435 code for a protein of 756 amino acids. Lineage: Eukaryota; Metazoa; Chordata; Actinopteri; Esociformes; Esocidae. The transcript has 4 exons. The record is from RefSeq and is a predicted model, not a curated record. Gene Ontology annotation, molecular function: kinase binding.